This is a messenger RNA of Tachyglossus aculeatus (Australian echidna), 1694 nucleotides long. It is a transcript of the gene GGN, whose product is annotated as gametogenetin. Lineage: Eukaryota; Metazoa; Chordata; Mammalia; Monotremata; Tachyglossidae. Gene Ontology annotation, molecular function: ubiquitin protein ligase binding. The coding region runs from base 1 to 1650 and encodes 549 amino acids. Gene Ontology annotation, biological process: gamete generation; double-strand break repair. The transcript has 6 exons. The record is from RefSeq and is a predicted model, not a curated record.
AUGGACCUGCGGGAGGCCCAGGGCUCCGUCACCCUGGCCGCCUGCCCCCUGCCCGGGGCAGCCAGCCCCCGCUGGCAUCACCGCGCGCCAUCGCCAACGCCACGUGCCUACAUGGCAGCCAACCCCCGCUGGCAUCACCAUGCGCUGUCACCACCUCCUGCAUCCUCAUCGCAUGCCUACCGGAGGCCCAGGGGUCCGGGGCUCGGUCACCCCCACAGCCCGGGCUCCCGGGACAGCCAGCCUCUGCUGGCAUCACCUGAUGCCAUCACCACCGCCUGCACUCACACCAGGUGCUUGCAGGAGACCCAGGGCUCUGUCACCUCCCUCCCAUCCCCGGCCUCCCAGGGCAACCGGCCCCCACUGGCAUCGCCACACGCCAUCCCCACCACCCGACCUGGCACCGGGUGCCUGCAGGAGGCUCAGGGGCACAGGGCUCAGUCGUUCCUCCUCUCCCCCACCCUCGGCCGGCACCCCUGGGACCCCUUUGGGCCAGGACCCGGGCUCGCGCUGGCCGUCCCUCCGUCCAUCCGGCCGGACCCUGGCCCUCCCCCUUCGUCUUUCCACCCACCCUCCUCGCCACGCCAGGCCCGGGCCUGGGCCCAACAGCCCCGGGCCGGGCCCCCCAGUCCGGAACCGAGACCCCCCUCCACACCGCCCGUGGCCCUUGAGAGCGGCCUGAGGGCAAGAAGGGUACAGGGGGCGGCCAAGGAGGUGCGAGGGUCCCCCCCGGUUGGCCGGCCGUCUGAUGUGUCCGUGUGUGUCCGUGUGUGUAGGUGUGUUUCGGGGGUCCCGGCCCCGCCCGUGGCCUCGGCGGGAAUGGGUAACGUGCAGUCGGAGCCCCGCGCCGCCUCGGAGUCCGGCUCUGCCCCCCGAGGGGGGCGGAAGGACCCCCCGGCCGCCCCUGCCCCGCCACCGGCCCCGUUAGCCGAACCCCCGCCACCCCCUGGGUCCCCCGGUCCCCGGCGCCCCCCGGCUCCUCUGGCCCUCCGCCUGGCCCGGGGCAGCUUCUGGACCCCGGGCCCGUCCCGCCCGGGCGGCCUGCUGGUCCCCGACCGGCCCGGGGGCCGCCUGCCCGCCCCCUCCGCCCUCCCGCCAGCCGCCUUCGACCUGGCGUCGCCUUCCGUCGAGGCCCCGGCCACGUGGAAGACCCCUCCAGCCGCGGGGACCGCCCCCCAGGAGGGGCAGCAGGGCCAGGGAGACCUGCCCGGCCCGGGAGACCCCCUCCCCCUGCUGCCGGUGCCCCCCAACGAUCCCCCUCAGGGCUCCCCGGGCCCGGAGGGCGCCGCCCAGACCAAGGUGUACCCCCGGGGCCCGAUCCCGUGCCCGCCGGAGCCCAAGAAGCCCCCGCCAGAGAAGGAGGCGGCCCGCAAGAGCUGGGCGGCCCCGGGGGUCCCGGCCCUGCAGGACGUGGACCCCGACGGUGCUCAGCUCCUGCCCCUCCCGCUGUCACUGCAAGCACCAGCCCCGCCGCCAACUGCCCCGCAACGUCACGGCCUGGCCUCCCUUCCCUCCCCGGGCCCGGCCCGGCCUAGGCUCAGCACGCCCACCAACCACCUGAGCGAGCCGCCCUGGGUGUCCACCGUGAAGCUGGCCGGUUCCUUGGUGGCCGGCCUCGACUGCUACGACCUGCAGGCGGGCGACAGCGACUGAGCCCCCUCCUCUCCCCGGCUCAAUAAAGGAUGGGGAACCUCUUG